Thamnophis elegans (Western terrestrial garter snake) is the source of this 1440-nucleotide messenger RNA. RefSeq names its product glucagon like peptide 1 receptor (gene GLP1R). The record is from RefSeq and is a predicted model, not a curated record. The coding region runs from base 1 to 1440 and encodes 479 amino acids. The transcript is spliced from 15 exons. Gene Ontology annotation, biological process: cell surface receptor signaling pathway; adenylate cyclase-activating G protein-coupled receptor signaling pathway. Gene Ontology annotation, cellular component: plasma membrane. Gene Ontology annotation, molecular function: peptide hormone binding; glucagon receptor activity. NCBI's taxonomy places the organism in Eukaryota, Metazoa, Chordata, Lepidosauria, Squamata, Natricidae.
AUGACUAAGGGAAGUUUAAAUUCUGAAGCACAAGGAAGUCAUGCAACAAAGCAGCAAUCCCAAGUAUCUGAAAAUCAGCAUUUGGAUCACCUAGCUGAAAAGCUGGAGCAGAGUGAGAAGAAUGGUUCGAAACCAUAUUCUUCAUUUCCCUCCCUAAAGCAAAAUUGGGAAGAAUAUCGGCUUCAGUGUUUAAAGUAUCUCCGAGACACCCCCCCUCUUGUGGCAGAAGGCAAGUUUUGCAACAGGACUUUUGACAACUAUGUCUGCUGGCCUGAUGGUAUUCCUGGCACCUAUGUGAAUAUGAGCUGCCCUUGGUAUUUACCAUCAGGUAACUCCGCCCUUCAUGGGCAAGUUUACCGUUUCUGCACUCUGGAAGGGACUUGGCUGAUGGAGGAGAAUUCCACCAAUCCGUGGAGGAACAUUUCAGCGUGUAUGGUUCCUGAUGAAGACUCACCAGGAAGACAGUUGUUAUUCCUUUCUGUCAUCUACACCACUGGAUAUGCUCUUUCUUUCUCAGCUCUUGUUAUCGCAGCUGGCAUCCUCAUUUGGUUCAGGCAUCUGCAUUGUACCAGGAACUACAUUCACUUGAACCUUUUUACUUCAUUUAUCCUACGUGCUGUGUCCAUUUUCAUUAAGGACUCAAUGCUCACAUGGAUGUACAAGACAGCCCCUCGUCAACAACAGUGGGAGAGUGUAAUUUCCUACCAGGAGUCACUUAGCUGCCGCUUGAUCUUUGUGAUGAUGCAAUAUUGUGUGACUGCAAACUAUUACUGGCUACUGGUGGAAGGAAUGUACCUGUAUACUCUACUAGCCCUCUCAGUAUUUUCAGAGCAGAGAAUCUUUCGACUUUACCUUUGUGUUGGCUGGGGUGUGCCAAUGCUGUUUGUAAUCCUCUGGGGAAUUGUCAAGUACCUUUAUGAAGAUGAGGGCUGUUGGAAUAAGAAUCUGAACAUGAACUAUUGGCUGAUCAUCAGGCUACCUAUUAUGGUUGCUAUUGGGGUGAACUUCCUGAUCUUUAUCAGGGUUAUUUGCAUUAUAAUUUCUAAGCUGCAAGCCAAUCUAUUGCGCAAAAGUGACAUAAAAUGCAGAUUGGCGAAAUCUACACUGACUCUGAUCCCACUUCUGGGUACACAUGAGAUCAUCUUUGCUUUUGUUACUGAUGAGCAUGCCACGGGGAUGCUGCGGUUUGUGAAGCUUUUUUUUGAACUCUCUUCUUCUUCUUUUCAGGGGCUUUUGGUGGCAAUUCUCUACUGUUUUAACAAUACGGAGGUUCGGACAGAAUUCCAGAAAAGCUGGGAACGAUGGAGAUUGGAACACCUUUAUGUCCAGAGAGACAACAGUAUGAAGCCACUUAAGUAUCCAGCCAACAGCAUUAGCAGUGGAGGUACAGUUGGAACCACAGUCUACGCUGCUACUUGUCAAGCUGCUACAUUCAACUAA